This is a messenger RNA of Syngnathus typhle (broad-nosed pipefish), 3210 nucleotides long. Its product is annotated as cAMP-specific 3',5'-cyclic phosphodiesterase 4C-like. Bases 91 to 3105 code for a protein of 1004 amino acids. Gene Ontology annotation, molecular function: 3',5'-cyclic-AMP phosphodiesterase activity. Gene Ontology annotation, biological process: signal transduction. Gene Ontology annotation, cellular component: perinuclear region of cytoplasm; cytosol; nucleus. The transcript has 16 exons. The record is from RefSeq and is a predicted model, not a curated record. Lineage: Eukaryota; Metazoa; Chordata; Actinopteri; Syngnathiformes; Syngnathidae.
CCUGCUACCUCUCCGGUCCUGGCUCUCCACCUGCUCUGCUGCCUGGGUUCCGGAACGCUCCGCCCUGGGGCCCAGAACGAGCCAAUCAGGAUGAAGAAGAGCCGCAGCGUGCUGUCGGUAACUGGAGAAGAGGGUGAAGACGUUCAAAUAACGGUUGGCGCAGGGGAAAAGCCAGAGUCGCCGCGCUACAGCCGAUCCUACACGUCUGGGGCCACGCUGGGGGCGGAGCUACGCAGGGGUAGGAGCAGGAGACUCCCAUCUAGUCUACAGGUUCCCUGCUGGCUACGCCCUCGCGACCGCACUCGCUCGCCAGAGGUCCUUAGCAACGUGGCACGUCCCACAACGCUGCCACUCCGCAUCCCGCCGCGCAUCUCCAUCACGCAAGCUGACGCUGACAGUUACGAAGGAGAAAAUGGCGUCUCCCCCGCUCACACGCCACUGGGCUCGCAGAGUCCAGGACUCACAAUCAACACAUCCUUCCCCCAAAGCCAGAGGAGGGAGUCCUUCCUCUACCGCUCGGAUUCGGAUUAUGACAUGUCGCCAAAGACGGUGUCACGAAAUUCGUCCCUGGCGAGCGAAGGUCACACAGGGGAGGACUUCAUCGUCACUCCUUUUGCUCAGGUUCUGGCUAGUCUGCGAUCGGUGCGGAGCAAUUUUACCAUCCUCGCCAACGUCUCCACGCCGACAGUCAAGAGAUCUCCGCUUGGUGGGCUGUGCGCGAGUCCCAGGGCCACGCUGUGCGACCAGCAAUACCAGCAGCUCGCCUUGGACACGCUAGAAGAACUGGACUGGUGUUUGGACCAGUUGGAAACCAUCCAGACGCACCGCUCUGUCAGUGAGAUGGCAUCCAAUAAGUUCAAGAGGAUGCUGAACAGAGAACUGUCCCACCUGUCCGAGAUGAGUCGCUCCGGUAACCAGGUGUCAGAGUACAUCUCCAGCACCUUCCUUGACAAGCAGAACGAAGUGGAGAUCCCGUCGCCAAAUCUGAAAGACAAACCGAUGAGUCAAAUCAGCGGCGUGCGGAAACUGUCGCACAGCUCCAGCCUCUCGAGCGCCUCCAUGCCUCGCUUCGGGGUCAACACCGAACAGGAGGACGAGCUCGCCAAGGAGUUGGAGGAUUUAGACAAGUGGAGCUUCAACGUAUUUCAAGUUGCUGACGUCUCCAACAACAGACCACUCAGCUGCAUCAUGUACACCAUUUUUCAGGAGCGAGAGCUGCUGAAGAACUUCCGGAUCCCCGCUGACACUUUUGUCACUUACGUGAUGACACUGGAAGACCAUUACCACGGCAACGUAGCGUACCACAACAGCCUCCACGCUGCCGAUGUCACCCAGUCCACACACGUGCUCCUCUCCACUCCGGCCCUCGACGCUGUCUUCACUGACCUGGAGAUCCUUGCUGCCCUCUUUGCCGCCGCCAUUCAUGAUGUUGAUCAUCCUGGAGUUUCCAAUCAGUUCCUCAUCAACACCAACUCGGAGCUGGCACUGAUGUACAACGACGAAUCGGUCCUGGAGAACCAUCACCUGGCUGUCGGCUUUAAGCUCCUACACCAGGACAACUGUGACAUCUUCCAGAACCUUACCAAGCGGCAGCGUCAGAGCCUCCGCAAGCUCGUCAUUGAUAUCGUUUUGGCCACAGACAUGUCCAAACACAUGACACUGCUGGGAGACCUGAAGACCAUGGUGGAGACAAAGAAGGUGACCAGCUCUGGCGUGCUCCUGCUGGAUCACUACAAUGAGCGCAUUCAGGUCCUGAAGAACAUGGUUCACUGCGCUGACCUGAGCAACCCGACCAGGCCCUUACCUUUGUACCGGCAGUGGACAGAGAGGAUCAUGGAGGAGUUUUUUCGCCAGGGCGAUAAGGAGAGGGAGCGCGGCAUGGAGAUCAGCGCCAUGUGCGACAAACACACCGCCUCUGUGGAGAAGAGCCAGGUGGGUUUCAUCGACUACAUCGUCCACCCGCUGUGGGAGACGUGGGCCGACCUGGUACACCCUGACGCCCAGGAGCUUCUGGACACACUGGAGGAGAACCGCGAGUGGUACUUGACCACCAUGCCUCAGUCUCCGUCGCCUCCUCCAGACAGACACUUGCAGCAUGAUCGCUUUCAGUUUGAGCUCACCCUGGAGGACUUGGAGCACAACAACCACAACCAUGUUCACACGAGGACCGGCGGCGGCGGAGAGAGAGCUCCUUGCCCUGACGGCCAAGGUGAGACUGAGGACGAGAGGAACCACAACCGGGAGCAGAACGGCGUGAGUGAUGAGGAUGAACAGACUGGUGACAUGGCGGAAGAAGAAAACCGCCCUGCAGAGGAGCAGAUGGAAGAUGAGAUGGGUGAAAAGGAAGAGGAAGCAGAGGAUGAGGAGACUAAACAAGGGGAAGAUGAAGAUGUGGACGGGGGGGAAAUGAAUGAGGACGAAGGAGUCGAGAAUGUGGAGGAGGAAGAGCAGGUAGAAGGAAACGUGGAGGAGGAGGAUGGAGCAGAGGGAAAUGUUGACGAGGAGGAAGAUGAAUCAGUGGCGAAUGAGGAAGAGGAGAAACAGGAGGAGGAUGUUGAAGAGGAAGUGGAGGAAAAUGAUGUGGAAGAGGAAACCAAUGCUGAGAACGAAGUCGAUACUGUGGAGAAAGAAGAGCAGGAAGAAGGCGAAGAGAAAGAUGGGGAAGAAAACGAGGAAGAAGUCGAAGAGGAAGAAAACGAGGAAGAAGUCGAAGAGGAAGAAAACGAGAAAGAAGUCGAAGAGGAAGAUGAGGAAGAAAACGAGAAAGAAGUCGAAGAGGAAGAUGGGGAAGAAAACGAGGAAGAAGUCGAAGAGAAAGAUGGGGAAGAAAACGAGGAAGAAGUCGAAGAGAAAGAUGGGGAAGAAAACGAGGAAGAAGUCGAAGAGGAAGCUGGGGAAGAAAACGAGGAAGAAGUCGAAGAGGAAGCUGGGGAAGAAAACGAGGAAGAAGUCGAAGAGGAAGCUGGGGAAGAAAACGAGGAAGAAGUCGAAGAGGAAGCUGGGGAAGAAAACGAGGAAGAAGUCGAAGAGGAAGGUGGGGAAGAAAACGAGGAAGAAGUCGAAGAGGAAGCUGGGGAAGAAAACGAGGAAGAAGAGGAGAGUUAGUGGUGCCGACGAAGCAAACCGGUUCGGUGAGAAAAUGAAAACACGCAUUAAGUGAGAGCCAGCCCGUCACUCACGCGCUGUCCACAUGGAAAUGUCCGAGCUGAG